AUGUCCUUCUUCAAGAAGCUUGCCGACGACUUUGACGGCCUGGGCCUGGGCGACAAGAAGCGCGACGAGAGAUAUUCCAGCUACGGCGCACCACCGCCGCCCCCCUCGUCGGACUCGCCGCCCUCGUACAAUCCCCCCUCCGACAAGCCCCGCAUCCCCGACGGCUGGGCCCCCCAGUGGGACGCCCACUACGCGCGAUGGUACUACGUCGAGCAGGCCACGGGCCGCGCGCAGUGGGAGGCCCCGGGCUACUCGGCCUCGCAGGGCCAUGAGCAUGACGCGCGCGGCUACCCCGCCGAGCACGGGGGCGGCUAUGCUGGCGGCCAUGAUAGCUACGGGGGCGGCCACGGCGGCUACGGCGAGCAGGGCUACAGCGAGAAGAAGUCGUCGUCCAGCAGCGGCAUGCUGCUCGGCGUAGCAGGUGGACUGGCCGCUGGUGCCGUCGGCGGUGCGCUGCUGCACGAGGCUCUUGAUGACUCCGACGACGAGCACCGCGCCGCGCCGGUCUACGAGCAGUCCUACGACGCUCCUCCUCCCCCCGUGCUCCCGACGCAUGACGUCUAUGGCGACGAGGUGGACAGCAGCGAUCGCGAGUCGGUGCAGGAGGCGCGCGAGGACUACGAGGAGGCCCUUGCUGAUGCGCAGGACUCGGACGCUAGCAGUAGUGACCAGGAGGAGCUGGAGGAGGCGCGUGAGGAGUAUCAGGAAGAGUACGAGGAGGCGUAUUAUGAUGACUAG
Phaeoacremonium minimum UCRPA7 is the source of this 738-nucleotide messenger RNA. RefSeq lists its product as hypothetical. The record is from RefSeq and is a predicted model, not a curated record. Lineage: Eukaryota; Fungi; Ascomycota; Sordariomycetes; Togniniales; Togniniaceae. The transcript has 3 exons. Gene Ontology annotation, molecular function: protein binding. Bases 1 to 738 code for a protein of 245 amino acids.